Messenger RNA from Closterium sp. Naga37s-1, 963 nucleotides. Lineage: Eukaryota; Viridiplantae; Streptophyta; Zygnematophyceae; Desmidiales; Closteriaceae. The record is from the annotation of a GenBank genome assembly.
AUGGCGAAGCAGAAGAAAUCCCUCAAGGGAUCGGUCGCCAUCCUCGCUAUGAACUUCCUCCGUUUCCUCAACAUGGUGAUCAUCGUGGGCGGUGCCGCCACCAUCGUUAUGGUCUUCCUCAUCCAAUCGCCGCCCACAUUCCCCGCCGGCUGGGGAUUCUUCUUCCUCAGCACUCUCAUCAUCCUCUCGGGUCUCUUCGGCACGAUUGCGUCGGGCCAGGUCGGGUGCUUCGAGUGCCAUCUGUUCUGCCUGUUUAUAAGCGCCGCGGGGCUGUGCGCGUCGACGCUGAUGAUCUUCCUCCGUUUCAAGGACGUCGUACUCUCGAUGAAACCGAACGCGGAUCCGUACCAGAUGUACGAUGCGGAGCAGUACGUACGCAUCCUCGGGGCCCUCUAUUUCUUCAUCUUCAUGACGCAGAUGGUUAUUCUCAUGCUCGGCUGCACUGUACACCACUUCGGCCUUAUAGAGCAUAACGAGGACCUCGAUGCGCUAAAAUCCGCGCGCGAGCUCGCGCGCUCCGAGGAGAUUCACCGGCGGCCGAAGAUCGACGGCUGGGUGCCCCACAAGCUGACUGAGAAAAUGAAGCACAAGUACCGGCAAUGGACGCACCGAAGCGCCGCGGACGAGGAGGAGGCGGCCAUGGAAUUCGAUAUGGAGUCGAGCGUUGGUAGCCAAAUUCCGUCCAGUCCGCCGCCGCCGUACCCUGGAGUCUCAGCGUCGCAAACGAAGGCCCAGCCUGUAGCAGCCAAGUCAUCACGGCACGGCACAGCACCUGCAGGAGGACGCACCUGCAUCAUGUCUAUCACGGCAACUUCGUCUCACCCACCCCACCACACUAACCGCUCGCCCUCGCCACCCUCUCUGCUCUCACUGCCAACGCGCACACAAAUCCCAACCUUGCGGCUCACUCUCCCCUCCCACUCUCACAACUCCCUCCCACCACCCAUUCGCUCCCACCACUGA